UUUGUCACGGGCGACGAUGAUGGUUUGUUGGCAAUUUGGUCAACGAACACGGGGGAGUGUGUUGCCCGUCUCAUUGGGCACAGCAAAGGGAUAACGAGCCUGGUGCCUGCCAAUAUAUUCAAGCAAGAUCAACGUAUUAUUUCUGGGUCGAAAGAUUUCACCAUCCGCUUAUGGAAAAUAAAAGGCGACCUCGGGCAAACGAAUCAAGUGCUCACGGGUCAUACAGAUCACGUGACUUGCUGUGCCUUUGGACCACACGACACUCAUCUCGCUACUGGUUCGCUUGAUCACUCAAUUUUGCUUUGGAACUCGUUGUCAGGCGCGCACAUGAACAUUUUAGUCGGGCACAAUGCGGCUGUGAUUGACAUAUGUUAUGACAGCAGCGGCAAAAUUCUUCUUUCACUGGCUAAGGACUUGUGCAUACGGAUCUGGCGCCCUCUCUCUGGUGAGACAGUAUUAGUUUUAAAACAGUGCUGUGCAAUGCAGUCUGCUCGAUUUUCGCCGGAUGCAAGCCCUACUGUCAGUGCUUCUGAAGAUGGAAGUUUGGUUUUAUGGGAUACUGCAAGAGGCCAAGGUUUAAAUGUCUUGACUGGUCACAAGGGACCAGUUUUAGCAUGCUGCUUCAUCGACGGGCACCCAUCGGUAAUAUCGGGAGGUAAAGAUCAACGUAUUCGUGUAUGGGAUGUAUCAGAGCCUGCUGGUGGGAUAAUGAAAGCUGAACUUAGUGGGCACGAAGGCCAAAUCACUGGAUUAGCACCUUUAGGUGAGGUAAAAACUAUGAUUGCAUCGUGUUCCACCGAUAAAACCUGGCGCAUAUGGGACAUUAAUAGGAAAGAGGCAACGCGAUCUUUGUCUGGGCAUACUUCAGGGCUCACCUCUCUGGCGAUAACGCCAUGUAUGGAUAUAACACUCACGACUUCAUUGGAUUUUACUGCACGUAUUUGG
Molecule: messenger RNA, 945 nt
Organism: Micromonas pusilla CCMP1545
Lineage: Eukaryota; Viridiplantae; Chlorophyta; Mamiellophyceae; Mamiellales; Mamiellaceae
Exons: 3
Molecular function (GO): protein binding
Source: RefSeq, a predicted model, not a curated record